AACCUUGACAUCCCUAAACACGGCGCUACGUAGAGCUUCUCCAGAUCUCCCUUCUUGACCUCCUAGAUCUCCGACAAAGAGGGUCCAAAGUACCUUCGAGAUCCUUGGUUAUGGCAAUUUCUCGCUGAUUUUUCAGCGUGGGGCAAGCGAUACCCGUACCCUCCACGCAACUACAUUACAUAGUUGACACGUCAAACGAUUCAUGAGAUUCUUCGCUUCGUAUAAAGCUGCUGCAUGACCAUGGCCUCCUCUCAGAACACAUCUUGCAGCUUCCCGAGCCAAUCGAGUAUCUGCAUCAGCCCUUGACAUGACGCACAGUCUCGUCUACUCCACUCCCCACUCUGAAAAGGACAGCGUCUUGUCCGAGAUCAUCCCCACACCUUCGUCAACGAGGUGCUCACCGCAGACGUCGAUGUCCCGACUAUCGUAUGAGUCGUCACACUCCAGCGAAUGCUCUACCCCGACUGUCGCCCCAAUUCCUACUCCGAAAACAUCAUCGAGCGAUACGCUUGUAUCGUAUGAUGCACGCAAAACCUGGCAGCCGUCGACUACACGCCUUGUCGUAGCUCAUGCGGG
Messenger RNA from Dichomitus squalens LYAD-421 SS1, 576 nucleotides. RefSeq lists its product as uncharacterized. The record is from RefSeq and is a predicted model, not a curated record. Lineage: Eukaryota; Fungi; Basidiomycota; Agaricomycetes; Polyporales; Polyporaceae. The transcript is spliced from 2 exons. The annotation marks the transcript as partial.